This is a messenger RNA of Spodoptera littoralis (African cotton leafworm), 5128 nucleotides long. NCBI's taxonomy places the organism in Eukaryota, Metazoa, Arthropoda, Insecta, Lepidoptera, Noctuidae. The record is from the annotation of a GenBank genome assembly.
AUGUCACCCUCACUCUUUAUACAGGUCCAUAAACACAAAACCCAGUCUUACCAAGACUUUUAUUUCUAUAAGCGUAAGUAUUACAAAAUCCCGAAGAAGGAGGAGGUGGUGGAACAGCAGCAGGCCGAGCCUGACAACCCCCUCAUGAGGAAGAAGAAGACUCCUGAGGAACUCGCGGCUGAAGCGGAGCUUGAAGACCAGGAUGAGUUCACUAAACUCAAAAACACCAUCGAAACACAAGUGAACGAACUAAAGUCGCAGAUCGAGAGCAAGUGCGUGAUGCAGUGAGCGCCUCUCGACCAUUGUACAACUAUCUGAAUACAUGAUGUAGCUGAGCUAAGGUCAUUGUUACGACGAUGUUUCACACCCUGUAUACACCCCACCACCCACACGAGCCCCGGAUAGCGAAUAAACAAAAACUAACAAUUUCGUUCGGACGUAUCAAUCAUUCGCGCUCAAAAUUUUUGUAGGAGAGAUUCGAAUUCUAAAUUUUUUCGGAACGUAGUUGGCUAGUGGCGCGUUGGUGCUUGAUAAUAAGCAAUAAUAUUUUUAUACAUUCAUAAAAAAUUUUUGGAAGGCAGCCCUCGAUACAACUGUGAAGCGCGUUUCUGAACGUAUGGUCAAAAAGUCAUUAACUACCGAGCGUCAGAUGAACGCAGUCGUGCACUCGUCAAACAGUUUAUAUGUUGAAGCUUGUGAUAUAUUGUUAUUUAAGUGUAAAGUUGAAAUAAUAUAAAUACAACUAGAAAGAAACGGUGUAAUCUAUUUAAAAUGGAAGACAAGUUAUUAUAAGAAACUCUAGCACGCGUGUAGACUCGACAAUCGAUUACUCGACUAUUCAUCGCCUUCUCUUCUCUAUUUCGCACUUACAUUGAAAUAACAAUGUAUUCGAUCUGUCGGUGUAUUUGUUUCAUCCAAAUUCCACGCUUGUCUGACGGUCUGUCCGUUUCCCGUGGUCUCACUACGACUCGCUUGAGCUCUUCGACUUUUGCCUCUAAAUCUUUUGCAUGCGUGCUUAUGCAGUGUUAAUCUAUGUGUCAAUGUAAUUUCUGUUAGGUGUACAUACCUGUAAUCGACCUAGCCUUAAUAUCCACAUCGAAUAUAAUAGGUAAUUGUUAUGGAGGCGCGCCGCGCCCGCUGUUGUCCAAUACUUUCUUGCAUGUUUAAUAUAAGACUCAAUGUUCAUUUAGUGUUUAAUGUGUAAAAUGUUGUAGAUAAACAAGUGGAUCGCGUUGUGUUACCGUCGCGCCGACGAGCGUUGUUCUAAUCUAAUGUUUUAUCGAUGUUUUACGCUUAGGUAUUAAAGUUAAAUAACACAUUGUGGUGUGAGCAAAUUAUUCGAGCGAUUGCACCAAUCGGAGCGGACUACAAAUGUAAACUUUGUUGUCGGCAGAGAGUUGUAAUGAAUAUCUAUUAUUGUCAGUGGUCUCAAAGUAAGAGCUAGACGGCGCACGCUGACAGCGGGUCGAUGGGGCAGACUUGAGGGAAGCGCGUAGUGAAGGCAGAUCGUGCUAAUUGUUCGAACAAUGUUGUCCACAUAGUUAUAAAGCUGCAAAUGCAAAAGAUUUGUUAUCGUCAAAAGCUGUGAUAUAUGAAUAUAAUAAACUAAAGCGCGCAAUGCGACGACGCUCGCGCUCUUAGCUUCUUCAAUCUUUCAAUCUUUCAAUGUUCGACACGAAACUAUCAUUGUACCUUCUUGUAGAUCGGACCUCUUCGGAUUACAAUCUCUUCAAUCAGCACAUCAUGUAUUUUAUAUAUCUCUGUUAUAUGUUCACACGCGAUGCUCUCUGGUGACAGUAGCUUAGUAAGUUCUCAGUAGACUUGUCUUUAGAUCUCAUGUGAUAGCUGAAGUGGUACAUAUUAUACAUGUUGCAAGUUAACUGACGUCGAUGUUCACCCGUGCACUGUGUCCGUUUACGAUAAUUACGACUUACACAAACAUAGCUGUAUCCAUAGGUUAAUUUGUUAAUUAGUUCAAACAUUAAGUACAACAGAAUAAGGACACUGACACCAAUCUACAUAGUUUAGUUUAUAUCGAUGGCACAUCACUAACUAGUCGAGUUGUCAGACAGUUGGUCGAUGCAUCGAUUCGCAACCAGUCGCAUCGCGUGUUAAAUACUAAGAUUAUUUUAGAUACUUCACUUACACACUUGAUGCUUGCUUAUUUUCUUACGUUAUAUGACGUCCUGUCAAUUACACCUACCUUCUCUUCACACAUAUACUAUUCAAUAUACAAACAUGUAAAUAAAAAAGCAAUAAUUUCAGAUUGUUUAUUGAGAAUGCUACUAUUUUUCUGAAGUAUAAGAAUCGACUAUUUUUCGCACUGUACUGCACUCGAUAUAUUAUCAUAGCUUGUCUCAUAGUUCCCUUGUUUGGAGCACGCAUUACGCAUCGCUAACGUAAGGUGGGCAUCACUCCUACGGCCCCGUCCGGCCACGUCACUAGAGUAAGCGAAAUAUAUACUUAACGUUUCACGAUGUAUGUGUGGUUAGACUAGGUAAUAAUAUAUAACAUAGUUGUACCGUAUGUGCAUGGCAAAUCUAGCUAAAUGGUUGUAUGUAGACAUUCAAUACAAUAAUAGUCGGUAAGUCUUGGACCUGUCUGAUGACCAAGUUUCGACAGAAUCUAUCUUUCCUUCAUCCUCUUGUGUGUUAGCUAAUACUAAUCUAUAACCUUUGUCUAUAUCUUCGAUCUAUCGUAGUGUAGUCUGCGUUCUACGUUGUUGACUCUCAAGUAGCUGAUAGUUUAGAUAAAAUGUUAUUUUGGUAUAGAGCGGUCUGUACUGAGGAGUGUGGACUUACUGUCACUAAUUUAAAAUUAACGGAACGUGCGGUCGCUGCGCGGGCGCCGGGCCGCCGGAGUCGCGCGGCGCGGCGCAUGCGCGGCUCGCUUUGGUUGCUGCAUGACGUGUGCGCAGUGUGCUCAGCUCUUGGCGUGUUGGUGUCGUUCUCUACUAAUUAGUCGCGUGCGCGUGUCGAGCUGUGUGUAAACAUAACGUUAGUCGCUUCUAUUCUCGUGUAUUUAAGCUUUCGAUGUUCAGUGUAAUAGUUGAUAGUGAUAACGUUGCUUCACUGCGCCACUUCUUAAGGAAUUUGGGUGAUAUCAAAUGGUUGUUGAAUUAUUUUAUGUACCUAAUACGAACGUGUUUCUGCUGUCAAUGUUUGUGUUACAAGAUCGUGGUGAUGUAACUGUGUAUACAUCGAUCUCUUCGCCCUGUCUGUCACCGUGUACUCUAUAUCUUCACACAACACUAUAUUAUUGUAUUUCUUUUUUAUAAUAUUAUAGUGAAUUUAUAAAGAGGUUUAUACAAGGUAGACGUGUAGUUUAGACAUAAAGAAAAUUAUUGUAAAAUCAAAAUUUUUGAAAAGAAUAUAAAGUAAAUGAUUUCCGUAUAAUGAUCCCGUAGUGUUAAUUUUAAGGAAUCCAAGAUGUCGCGACCAAUUUUUAUAUGUUUUGCCACGAGGAAGUAAUUGAUGUAACAGUUGGAUAUUUUCAAAUCUUAUGACUCUCAUACUCAGGGUAAUAUACUUAUAGUUAUCUGUUCAUAGUAUGAUUUAGAUCGUUUAGCUAUGAAAUGUAUGACUUUUUGGCCUACGAAGGCUUUCCUUACCUUUCUUCUUACCUCUUCCUCUAUAUGUGACCCUUGACCCAAACGGUAGAACGUCUUGAUAUUUCACUGUUGUUCUUAAAUCCUUAGAGGAGUUAUGAAAUGGUAGACUAAAUAACAUUUUAUGACAUAACUUGUUAAACUUAUUAAAUAAACUAGCCUAUUGAUAGUUGCACUAGGUAUAAUGUAAGGGGUGUCACGUGAUGGUGCAUUUGUCGGCACGGCCGCUCGCAGUGACACGUGAUAAUACUAAAGCGGGACAAAUGCAUCAUUAUCUGCGGAGUUACAAAGAGACUGCGCGAGCGCCGGUAGUGCUAUCAUCUGACCAGAGAGAGAGCAGACGCUAUGAACGAGAGAGUUAGUAAGCAAGGCUACACUAUGCAAUACUGUCGUACACUCAAAUGAUAACCCUACCGAUACUCAUACAUUCAUAAACUGUUCGUUGCUGGCAGAGACAAACGAAAGGCGGUCGGUGAUUGCAAUACCGUAUAGACAGUUAGAGACAACGACACUGUACCACACACUCAAGAGCUUUUACACUGAAUGCCAAUAUUUGUUUGAUGUUGUUAUUGUUUCAAGUCUCGGGCGGCGCAGGAGUUGCAAAGAACUGAUUAUAAAGUGCCACACACAUACAGUAACUGCGCUGACAUGGUUCCACAGAGUCUGCGCUGUCGGUGGAACGGUUCGAUGUGAUUCUGAAUCGUUUACAAAUAUAUUCUGUUGUUGGAGGAGCGCGCACAGUAUGGCCGCCGCGCUCCGAGUGUUGUUGUACGGCAGGCGGCCGCACUGUCCGCGGCUCCAUUCUUGUUUGUAUAUUAUAGUUAUUGGCCAACACACUAGUUCGUUAGCUUUUAAUAUUAGUGACAUUAUAGUGUUAAAAUUGCAAGUUUACAGAAUGUAUAAAAUUCCAAUGAAACCAUUAAGUACUCAUAUAUGAACGGGGUUCAUAUGUAUGUUGUCUUGUUAUAUUAAAGAAGAAACGGUUAGUAGUUUAUCCACAAUUAAAUUUAAACUUAGGGAUUAUGGAUGAAUAACGAAAAAGGUUAUUGUUGAAAAAUGUUUUUAGGUAAUUAAAUAAACGGAUUGAGCUUCUGUGACACCUUGUUGUUAACAAUAAGUUAGGUUUGGUUGCAGUGACCGCCCGGCCGCGGCCGAUUCACGCGCCGACGCCGCGACCAUAUGUCGGCCAUUGACCUCUGUACCCUGGCCAAAUGUUGAAUCGGCCGUGCAGGGUGUGGCUAUCUUCUGGCUGUAUACAAACUGCCGUAAUAAACUCUAUUCUUAUAUAAAUAAGGUUAGUUUUCCUUUCACGACUGUAUCACUGUAGGACAUAGACGCUUUUUCGCUACACUUCGUUCGCCAUUACUGUUGCGGAGCAUUGUUAAUAUUUAUUUACAAGGUCCCUAUUAGUUAUUGUAUAAAAGUUUAGAGGUAGCCAUUUUCAUAUAUGUACGUUGAGUUAAAUGUGAAAAUGGUUUACCUAACAUGUUGUUAAAUAAUAAAUAAACUACAUUGUACCAC